UAAUUCGAUCCUAUUUUCUAUGUUCAUGAUAACUACUUCCGCAUUCAUCACGUUGAUUGGCGUUGUUAUAUUAUAGCGCAUGGCUAUUCUGCAUGUUAUAUUUUUUCUGUUUUUUUGCUUAAUGGUUUCCUGUUGGAAAGUAUAUGUUAAUUCCGUAUUCUAUUACCGAUUUUAUCAAUGAUUUGUAUAGUAUUAGCAUGGUUUUCAGGGUCUGCUCCUUUAUUUAUACGUGUAAUGUAUCUUAACACUUUGAGUUUUUUCUUUGGCCUAUCUCAUAUGUGGCCCUCUUCAUUUAUUUGCUUUUUGAAGUUUGAUCUAUUAUCAUUAUUCUAUCUAAAAGAUAUUGGAAGUUAUCCUCUGAUAGAUUUUGAUAACCACUGUUACAGAUAUCCCAUUUAAUGAUCUGACAGUAACAGUAGUAUUUGUAUGUACACGUCAUAACUUUCGCACACGGUCCGACACGAGUUGUCGAAAUACGAAUGGAACCAUUUAUUAUUAAGUAUGGAAACUCUAUAUCAUCAAACAAACAAACUGGUCCAAGAAACACAACAUCUUUUCUCACAACUUGAGAAAAAAACGCCUAACCUGGAUGUAAAAGAAAUAGAAAACAACAUAGAAUCAAAAAUAAACCUCAUCAACAGUAAUUGCGAGAAAUUAGAUGUAUUAUGCCGUAAAGGCCCUAUAUCUCAAAGACAGAAUGCUAAAAUGCGCGUGGAUCAACUGAAAUAUGAUAGCCGUCAUCUCACAGCUGCUUUAAAUUCAUGGCGCAACAAAAUGAUUAGAAAGCAAAGAGAAGAAGCUGAAAGGGAAGCAUUGCUGUCUAGGACAUUUACCACAAAUGAUCAUGUUGAUAUUAUGAUAGAUCAUAAUGUACAACACAAUCAUAGUUUAAGAAAUGCAGUUAGUGGUAUGGAUGAUCUUCUUCAAAGUGGUAGUAGUAUUUUGGAUAGUUUGAGAUCACAAAGAAUAACUUUAAAAGGGGCUCAUAGGAAAUUAAUAGAUAUUGGGAAUACAUUAGGACUUUCACAAACCACAAUGAGACUAAUAGAACAGAGAGCAAGACAGGAUGGAUUUAUCCUAGUUGGUGGAAUGUUGUUCACAUGCUUUGUUAUAGUUUUAGUUAUAAUUUAUCUUACAUAGAAAAUAUUACCUUUUACUUUUUAAGUACAUAGGAUGAUGCAUUUAACACUAUUAAUUAUUGAAGUAUUUUAAACAGAAAAUUGUUUUUCGCAUUGUAUAAAGAAAUUUGGUAUGUUUUUACUACUAUAAGAGAUAUAUAAUAUAUUUGAAUUAAUAAUGUUGAAUGCUUCAUCCUUCACAUAUUAAGUUGAAUGUUGCAUUGUGAACUUGAAAUUUGUAAUUGUUACUUAUUGAAUAUUAAUACACAUGUAUUUGUAUGUGUGUACACAAUAAAAUAAGAAUAACAGAGCUAUAUGUUAACAGUAUAAA
Bombus terrestris (buff-tailed bumblebee) is the source of this 1449-nucleotide messenger RNA. It is a transcript of the gene Membrin, whose product is annotated as Golgi SNAP receptor complex member 2. NCBI's taxonomy places the organism in Eukaryota, Metazoa, Arthropoda, Insecta, Hymenoptera, Apidae. Gene Ontology annotation, biological process: vesicle-mediated transport; vesicle fusion. Gene Ontology annotation, molecular function: SNARE binding; SNAP receptor activity. Bases 502 to 1140 code for a protein of 212 amino acids. The transcript is spliced from 2 exons. Gene Ontology annotation, cellular component: ER to Golgi transport vesicle membrane; SNARE complex; endoplasmic reticulum membrane. The record is from RefSeq and is a predicted model, not a curated record.